Molecule: messenger RNA, 5173 nt
Organism: Equus caballus (horse)
Lineage: Eukaryota; Metazoa; Chordata; Mammalia; Perissodactyla; Equidae
Gene: SSC5D
Product: scavenger receptor cysteine rich family member with 5 domains
Biological process (GO): zymogen activation
Cellular component (GO): plasma membrane
Molecular function (GO): serine-type endopeptidase activity
Source: RefSeq, a predicted model, not a curated record
CCUCAGCAGCCUCUCUUCCUCCUGGCAAAGCGUCCAGCCCCUGCCUGCUCCUCCCCGGGUCCAGGGCGCCUCCGGCAGGCGCUUCCCUCCCGCCCUCCCUCCCUCCUCCGGUGGCCGCCGCCUCCUCCCCUCUCCUGCUCCAGUCCCCUUUCACCCCAUCCCUGCCCCGACUCUGCAAACAUGAGGGUCUUGGCCUGCAUCCUCGCGGCUCUGAUGGGGAUCCAGGCUGUUGAGCGGCUGCGUCUGGCGGACGGCCCCCAUGGGUGUGCUGGCCGGCUGGAGGUGUGGCACGGCGGGCGCUGGGGGACCGUGUGCGACGACGGAUGGGACCUGCGUGACGCCGCUGUGGCCUGCCGGGAGCUGGGCUGUGGGGGGGCGCUGGCCGCCCCUGGAGGUGCCUUCUUCGGGGAGGGCGUGGGGCCCGUGUGGCUGAGCGAGCUGGCCUGCCGGGGCAGCGAGGGGCAGCUGGGCCUCUGCCCCCACCGGGGCUGGAAGGCCCACAUCUGCUCCCACGAGGAGGACGCCGGCGUCGUCUGUGCAGGUCAGCGUGUGGCCAACGCAAGGGACAGAGAUGAGUCACCUUCGGUCCUGGAUGGGCACUCCUUGCUGGGGCUGUCUGGGGAGCUGAGCCCGGGCUCUGAGGAGCCUCCCGUGACCCACGCCCCUCGCCCAGCCGGGAACCCCCAGAACAGCUCCCGGAAGAAGAGCCCCCGGCCGCCUAAGCAGGCCAAGUCCACCAGGGCCCCUUUGCUGACGGCCGGAGCCCCCCGCCAGGAGCGGCUACGCCUGGUCUCCGGCCCCCACGGGUGCUCGGGCCGGCUGGAGGUGUGGCACGGCGGGCGCUGGGGAACCGUGUGCGACGACGGAUGGGACCUGCGUGAUGCCGCUGUGGCCUGCCGGGAGCUGGGCUGUGGGGGGGCGCUGGCCGCCCCUGGAGGGGCGAGAUUCGGCCCAGGCUCCGGGCCUGUGUGGAUGGAUGAUGUAGGAUGCGGAGGCGGAGAGCAGGCCUUGCGGGACUGUCCCCGAAGCCCCUGGGGUCGGAGCAACUGUGACCACAGCGAGGACGCAGGGCUGGUCUGCACUGGCCCGGCCCCCCGGCUGCGCCUGGCUGACGGCCCCCAUGGGUGUGCUGGCCGCCUGGAGGUGUGGCACGGGGGGCGCUGGGGGUCUGUGUGUGACGAUGCCUGGGACCUGCGUGAUGCUGCCGUGGCCUGCCGGGAGCUGGGCUGCGGGGGGGCGCUGGCCGCCCCCGGAGGUGCCUUUUUUGGGGAGGGGGCUGGACCCAUCCUCCUGGACGACCUUCGGUGUCGGGGGAACGAGACAGCCUUGCGAUUCUGCCCGGCACGGCCCUGGGGCCAGCAUGACUGCCAUCACCGAGAGGACGCGGGGGCCGUGUGUGACGGUAUGCCUCUCGGCUAUGUCCCUCCCACGGCCCCUGCCGUGGACGGCAACAGCUCGAUGCCCAGGAAGGUGGUGUCCGGGCCCCCACCCCCUGUGGUGAGCCAGGCCCCGCGGACAGCAGGCGUUCCACCUCCGCCUGCCUCCCCCACUGCCCCUCAGGAGCCUGGGCCUGAAGCUGGGUCCCCCCAGCUGCGCCUGGUGGCUGGGCCCAGCAGGUGCUCAGGCCGGCUGGAGGUGUGGCACAGCGGGCGCUGGGGGACAGUGUGUGAUGACAGCUGGGACCUGCGGGACUCGGCCGUAGUCUGCCGGGAGCUGGGCUGCGGUGGAGCUCGGCAGCCAGACCCCGCUGCUGGCCGAUUCGGCUGGGGCGCUGGCCCCAUCUGGCUGGAUGAUGUGCGGUGCGUGGGCACCGAGGCGUCGCUAUUCCAGUGCCCUGCCGCUCCCUGGGGGAAGCACAACUGCGCUCACAAUGAGGACGUUGGAGUCACCUGUGCUGGGACCCCUGGCCUGGACUCCAUCUCAGACCCCUUCAGCUGGAGUUGGAUCCCUGGCCUGGGGAGAGAUCCGGAUGCCUGGCCCCUGGGGGAGCUGGCCACCAAGCCCUCUGCAAGGCUGACCCCCAGUGUCCCCGAGAAAACCACCACCAAGGCCCCAGGGAAAGUGCCCAAGAGCACUAAGAAGUGGGUGACCAAAACUGCAAAGAGACCAACCACUCAGCCCCCUGUGAUGCCAACCACUAAACACGCCAGGGCCCCGGGCACUCAGGGUGCCCCUGAACUGACCUCACGCACCACCACAACCCUGACCUCAGAGGCCCCCCCCAGGCUGACCUCACACACCACUGCCACGCGCACUCCCCGGGCCCCCCGAGAACGGACCUCUAAGACCAUGGCAACGCCGACCACUCAAGGCCCCUGGGAAGUGACCUCCGAGGCCCCCAGCAAGCGAAUGCCUCAGGCCUCCAUGGAGCCAUCGGCCGAGAUCCCAGCAGAAGGUUCUCCAGAGUCAUCCAGAGACCCAGCCCCCUCUCCCACUGGGAGCAUGGCCGGGGGCUCUGGCCUCUUCCGGGUUCGUCUGGCCGAUGGGCCCAACCGGUGUGCCGGCCGGCUGGAGGUGUGGCAUGCUGGACGCUGGGGGACAGUGUGCGAUGACAACUGGGACCUGCGGGAUGGCACGGUGGCCUGCUGGGAGCUGGGCUGUGGAAGGAUCCGGCCCCGGGUGGGCAAAACCCACUAUGGCCCGGGGACCGGGCCCAUCUGGCUGGACGACGUGGGCUGCAAGGGAAGCGAGGCCUCGCUGAGUGACUGCCCUGCCAGGCUGUGGGGACAGCACAACUGUGACCACGAGGAAGACGUGGGGCUCACCUGCACUGGCCACGCAGACGAGGAGGAUUAUCCCCCCUGGACCUGGGACCCCACCUCGGGAGAGGACCUGGCCAAGGGGACCACCGCUGCAGGGCCGUCUGGACACACUCUCUCCUCGGCCAGCACUGGGAGGCCAGGGGCCUCCUCCCCAGCAGCCAGGCGCCUUCCAGGCACAGGUGACGAGGAUGAUUAUGAGCCUUCCUGGACAUGGGACGCACUUUCAGGAGGAGCCCUGGCCAAGGGGACCCCCACUGCAGGCAUACCUGGACCCACUCUUACCACUGGCACCACCAGGAGCCCAGGCCACGCCUCUCCAGUUCCAAGGGUCCGUGGGGACACAGGUUGCGCGAGGAAGCUGUGGCUCCCCCGCCGGCUGCUGCGGCCCACGGCGGCCAGGCCAGCGCCCCGCGCCCCCUGCCCAGCUCCCUCCGCCCCUCCCGGACCCCCGCGUCCGCCGCUGACCCCCGACUCGGCGCCAGAGCUCGUCCCCGAUGCAGCUUUAACGCCGGAGGUGACCUCUCACCCUCCUGGCACUUUGCCACCCAGCCCAGACCCGGCCUCCUGGAUGAACUCUCACCUCACCUUGACAACCUCUGGCCUUACUUUGUCCACCCCUGACGCCACCGCGGUUCCAUCGCUGACCCCUGAGCUCUCACCCACCCCACCACCCACCUCGCCUAAAGAACUGACGUCUGAUCCCUCUGCACCGGCAGUGGUGACCCACCUUUCCCCUACCUCAGAGCUGACCCCAGAAUCUGACACGACCCCAGGCAGGGACACAACUCCAUACCCUGUCAUGGUCCCAGAACAUUCCAGAUCCCCAGACACCUCCACGAGUCCUCACCCCACUACCACCCUUCAUCCCACCACGACCCCUCACUCCACCAUGACCUCUCACCCCACCACAACCUCUCACCCCACCACGACCCUUUACUCCAUCACAACCCGUCACUCCCCUAUGACCUCUCACUCCAUCAUGAUCUCUCACCCUACCACCUCCCUUCACUCCACCACGACACCUCACUCCACCUUAAUCUCUCACCCCACCAUGACUUCUUACCCCACCAUGACCCCUUACUCCACCACAACCCCUCACCCCACGACGACUCAUUACUCUACCUCAACCCCUCACCCCACCACGACCCCUCACCCCACCGUGACUCCUUAUUCCACCAUGACCCCUCACUCCACCAUGGCCACUCACUCCACCAUGACCUCUUACCCUACCACGAGCCCUCACCCCACCACAACUCCUCACUCCACCACAACCCCGCACCACACCACCACUCCUUACCCCACCACCACCCCUUACUCUACCAUGAUCCCUUACUCCACCAUGACCUCUCACCCCACCACGAGCCCUCACCCAGCCAUAACCCCUCACUCCACCAUGACCUCUUAUUCUGCUACCACCUCUCAACCCACCACAACCCCUCACCCCAUCACAACUCCUUACCCAGCCACGACCCCUCACCCCACCAUCACUACUCACCCCACCAUCACUACCCAACCCACCAUCACUACUGACUCCACUAUGACUCCUGACCUCACUUCAACCCCUAUGAUCACUACCAAGUCCCUUCUGACUUCCUUGGGAACAGAACUUCCCUUUCCUACUCCGGCACCAACAGACCAACCCAGCCUGCACCCCCGGUUCACCUCCAUGGGGGCCCCUCACCCCUCCACAUCCCAGAUGUUGAGCCUAGAGUCCUCUCCAUCCUCAGAGUCCAGCCUCUCCAGGUCCUCUCCAGCCCCAGGCGUGGACACACCAGCCACUGAGGACUUCAAACCACCCAGAAGCCAGAGCCCCAAACUAACUCCUCCACCUACCCAGACCCCACACUCAGCCUCAGACCCCACUGUGACCCCUGACCUCCAGCUGUCCCCCGUGGCCCACCCCUUGGAUCAACCUCCUCCUGACCACCUCACCCUAGGGCCAACCCCUGGUCAGGGCCCAGGCCCCCUUGGCCCAUGUGUGGUCCCAGUGCCACCUGUAAGGGUCAUGGCUUGUGAGCCACCUGCCCUGGUAGAGCUAGUGGCCGCUGUGAGGGACGUGAGUGGCCAACUGCAGAGGCUGACGCAGGCCCUGGAGCGGGACCAGCAGGAGCGCCAAGCCCUGGGACUGGGCCUGAACCAGCUAGUGGAGGCUGCCCAGGGUCUGGGGCAGCUGGGUGAGGUUAUGAAGAGACUGGCAGAGGUGGCCUGGCCCCCCAGCACAGCUGCACCAAUCACCACUACCCCAGAGGAGGAAGAGAGGCCUCUGAGGGGAGAUGUGUGACCCUAUCUGGAAUUUGAGGGGCUUAACACACUCCCAACCAAAAAAAGGAAAACCAAAGUAUCUAAUUAAAAACAAGAUGUGAAUGAUGUUUCUGGGGGACUAGGGGAACCCUGGAAAGAUGGAAUCACAA